Molecule: messenger RNA, 1224 nt
Organism: Naegleria gruberi
Lineage: Eukaryota; Heterolobosea; Eutetramitea; Acrasida; Naegleriidae
Gene: AM50
Exons: 3
Coding region: 1-1224 (407 amino acids)
Biological process (GO): vesicle-mediated transport
Cellular component (GO): Mon1-Ccz1 complex; intracellular membrane-bounded organelle
Source: RefSeq, a predicted model, not a curated record
AUGUCAUCAUCAAAUGUGGAUGAUAUUGUCAUUCAAUUUGAAAAAUGUUUUGUUUUUAAUAGAAAAUUUGAAGGAAGAGCCGAAGAGGAUGAUUAUUUGAAAAUUAUUGGAUAUUUUCCACCAAACAAACCACUCAACGACAAGAUGAUUAGUGUUGGUGUUGUGGAAGCAUUGACACACUUUUCAAAAACAUUUGGAUCGGAAACAGUUUGUGAUUCGCUAUUUACUGAUAAUUCAAAAUUUGUAUUUAUUGAACCUGAACCAGGUUAUUGGAUGGCAUUAUUUGUUAAACACACAUAUCAGGGCGUUACAGCUUUGAGUACAACUGGUCCAAUUCAAGAUUUUUCUGUUUAUAAUGACGGAAAUUUACCCUAUUUAUUAUUAAAAUCUAAAUUACAAGAUGCCUAUAGAACAUUUAGAAUAUUUCAUGGUGAAAUGGAUAAUAUUGUGAAUACAAAUGGUAUUGAAUCUUUGAGAGCAACUAUGGACUUGUUUUUGGAAAAUUACUGGAAGAAUGCAAGUUUCAAUAAUUGGAAUAUUUUUGAUAUUCUUGGAGGAGUUCAUUAUCUUCCAAUUUUACCAAAUGAUUUUCUCAGUAUUCAAUCAUUUAUCAAUCAAGUUGUUUCAAAAUUCAGUUCAUUUAAAUCUAAAGCUAAAAUACCAAAUUCAUCGAGCAGGGAUGAAGUAAUUAGAGGAUGUUUAUUUAUUUUUGAUUCAUAUUUAGUUUAUAAUGGAAUUUCUCAAGAGGAGAGUAGAAUUAUUUCACAAUAUCUUUCCAAUAUUAUUGAUGAGAGAGUCAAGUAUAAUUCUCAGAAUGCAAAUACUACCUCUGGUAUUUUCAUAACUGGUCCAGAGGAUAUUCAAUCUUCAGUUACACGAUUCAGUGCACCAAAAGUAUUUAUUAAUGGUGAUUUAACAGAAGGAUCAAAUGUUAUUAUUUACAAGAUGAAUAGACUUCAAUUAGUUUUAUUCGUGGAUCCAACAGUUUGCUCAAAUUUAACAUUUUACACGAGUUUGAGAGAUUAUUUGAAUGAGGAUAUUAACAAUCUUUACAAGACACUAUCUGAUUAUAUUUUCAAAAAUGGUGAUAGUGUUUUGAAAUAUAUUUUCUUUAAUGGUUCGAGUUUGGCUCUUAAAACAAGUCUCAACAUGCAAACACCAUCAUUGGCACUUAAGGAAACUCUUCAAAAUUUGUGUACCAUACGUUCCCAAUUGAAAGUGUAA